UCCAUCUCCAAGUCCAAGUUGUCUGGUUUCUCUGAUUGUAUCUCCUCGAUUCGAAACCCUAACUCCGUCUCUCUCUCCGCCGCUGUCGGCGCUUCUCUCUCUCCGCCGACAAACUUCUCCGUUGAGAUUUCUGCUGCUCCGUAUCCUAUCGAAUAAUCAAAAGUCCAAUUCCAUUGAGAUUGAUCGUGCGUUGUGAUUCUGCUUUGCAUUUUGCUGCUGCUGAGAGAAGAUGGAGGAUGGGCAAGCUCUCGAGCUCGAAAAUAAAAGGAAUUUUGAGAGGUUGGAGAAGAAGAUGAAGACUCAUAAAGACCUCAAGAAGAAAAAGAAAAAGAAAGCUAAGGAUCUCUGUGAAAUACAAAUAGGGGAUGGUAUUAGUGGAGGAAACUCUGUUGAGGAAGAAGGCACGGAACCAUGUGAUAGCAGGGCUACUGCAGAAGGAGAUGGAGGAGGUGCUGGAAUUGAAAAUCUGGUAUCUGAAACUCAGAAAGCUGAAAGAAAUAAAAAGAAGAAGAAGGAGAGAUUGCUGAGGGAAGCUGCCAAGGCUGAUAACCGAGGAGUUUGCUAUUUAAGUCGCAUCCCGCCGCACAUGGAUCACGUAAGACUGCGCCACCUUCUCUCUCAAUAUGGAGAAAUCGGAAGGAUUUAUCUUGCUCCUGAAGAUCCUGAAGCGCAAUUGCAUCGUAAGCGAGCUGGCGGGUUUCGUGGGCAAUUGUUUUCAGAAGGAUGGGUGGAGUUCACUAAGAAGAGUGUAGGUAAGAAGGUCGCUGAUAUGUUAAAUGGAGAACAAAUUGGAGGGAGAAAGAGGUCAUCCGUAUUCUAUGAUAUCUGGAAUAUCAAAUACUUGAGCAAAUUCAAAUGGGAUGAUCUUACUGAAGAAAUUGCAUACAAAAGUGCAAUAAGGGAGCAGAAAUUAAAUAUGGUUCUUUCUGCUGCAAAGAGAGAGAGGGACUUCUAUCUAUCUAAAGUGGAGAAGUCCCGUGCCAUGAAUGCAAUAGAAGAACGAAUGAAGAAGAAGCAAAAGAUUCAUGCAGAAUCAGGCGAGAAUGCUGAGACAGCACCGGUUAUUCAGCCUAAGACAAUUCGCAAUUUCAGACAGAAGAAACCGGUGAAAGACGAGACACAUCAGAUUAAGCCUAAACUCUCCUCAGACGUCUUAGCAGGGAUAUUCAGCGGUUCAUAGUGAUGAUGCAUAUGAGAAGGAACUGGAGCUAUAAUUGGUAGAAACGUUUAUUGUUGUUCUGAUUCCUGAAAAAGAGUUGGAGCAAUGUCCACAAGUUUUGCAAUGUGUAACAUUUAUAAACACUCCGCUCUGGACGAGACGGAAACCCGAUCCGAUGGUUCAAGUUCAGGUUUUAAAAUUAGAGGGACGAAUACCCCGGGUGUCCGUUUCAAAUGAAAAAGAUUUAGCUUUGCGAUUA
Tarenaya hassleriana is the source of this 1418-nucleotide messenger RNA. RefSeq names its product pre-rRNA-processing protein ESF2. NCBI's taxonomy places the organism in Eukaryota, Viridiplantae, Streptophyta, Magnoliopsida, Brassicales, Cleomaceae. The transcript is spliced from 9 exons. Gene Ontology annotation, cellular component: nucleolus. Gene Ontology annotation, biological process: endonucleolytic cleavage in 5'-ETS of tricistronic rRNA transcript (SSU-rRNA, 5.8S rRNA, LSU-rRNA); endonucleolytic cleavage to generate mature 5'-end of SSU-rRNA from (SSU-rRNA, 5.8S rRNA, LSU-rRNA); endonucleolytic cleavage in ITS1 to separate SSU-rRNA from 5.8S rRNA and LSU-rRNA from tricistronic rRNA transcript (SSU-rRNA, 5.8S rRNA, LSU-rRNA). Gene Ontology annotation, molecular function: RNA binding. The record is from RefSeq and is a predicted model, not a curated record. The coding region runs from base 230 to 1180 and encodes 316 amino acids.